GAAGGCACUACUAAAAUGCUAACCAUGAAUGUUUCUUCUGUUAGUAAUUGCUGUCUGAUGGCUGAACAAAAAUCAAAUCCAGUAUGGCAGCAUUUCACCGAGCCAACUCCAGGGAAAGCCAGGUGCAAUAUCUGCAAUGGACUGGUGAGCUUGGGAGCUGAAAAAGGUAUAAAGAAAAACACCACAAAUUUGUGGAGUCAUCUGCGGUGUCACCACCUCCAGGCUUACAAAGAUGCACAGAAAGAAAAAGAAGAAGCAGCUGCCUCUACACCCAAUGUAUCUCAGCCAACUCUAACAGAAAUGUUUGAUGCCCAACGUAAAUGGCAGAAUUCAGAUCUCAGGUCAAAAAAACUUGACACUUUAAUUCUGGAAAUGAUUGCCACAGACAAUCAGCCAUUUACAUUUGUCUCAGGUAUUGGUUUUCGGAGGCUGGUGGCUGCAAUGGAGCCCAGAUACAACCUAAAAACUGAGAAGCACUACCGCACAGACAUCCUAGAUGGUAUAGUUGCAAAAGUUGAGAAGAAAAUAAAAGCACUGAUUGCAGAGGAUGCUGGUCCUUUUUUGUCUUUCACGACAGACUGUUGGUCGGGGGACACUGAAGCACUGAUGAGUCUAACAUGUCAUUUCAUUGAUGACAACUGGGAAAGGAAACAAGUCGUCCUAAAUGCCAAGGCCAUGUCUGGCUCCCACACUGGGGAGUACAUCAGCAACAUGUUCAUCAGCCUGCUGAAGUACUGGGACAUCAGCCACGACAGGGUUGUACUUGUGCUCCGUGACAGUGGUGCUAACAUGGUUAAAGGCCUCAGACUGGCAGAAAUACCUGAUCUCAGCUGCACCGCACACACCAUACAGCUUAUUGUGACUGAUGGCAUCAACAGUCAGCGAGCAGUGCUGGACGUUAAUGCCAAGUUAAAGAACAUAGCUAAACAUUUCAACCACUCUGUGCUCGCAAAGCAGAAUCUGAAAAAAAUUCAAAAAGAACUUGGCCUCCCCCAGCACAGUAUCAUUCAGUCUGAACCCACUCGCUGGAAUUCCACGCUCCACAUGAUGCAGAGGAUGCUGGAGCAGAAACGAGCACUCAAUAUCUAUGCUGGAGAAUAUGGAAAAAUUGCUACUCCAGCUGCAGAUCAAUGGGACACAGUUUCCAAUUUGAUUGACACGUUGGAACCUGUUGAGGAAGUCACCCUCGAGAUCAGCAGGUCAGAGGCUUCCAUCUCCAGUGUCAUCCCAAGCAUUGCUGUGCUGAAGAUGGUGCUUCAGGCAGAGGGUCCUAACACAAGGGGGAUUAAAACACUAAGAGAAACCAUGCUGCAAAGCUUGCAGAAAAGGUUUGCAAGGAUGGAGGAGACAAAAUGUUUGGUGCUUGCGACACUGCUGGACCCCCGUUAUAAGGGUCAUGUCUUUUUUGCAGUGGACACACUGACCAAGGCAAAACAAUGGAUAAAAGAAGAGCAUGCCAUUGUGUCUGAGCAACUGAAAACAGCCACCACUGAAGACCAAGGAUCAGACCCGAAACAGAGAAGGGUGGAAGAUGAAAAAUUACCUGGUCCCUCCAGUGUUCUUGAACAAAUGUAUGCAAAUAUCUUGGGGCCUCAUGGAAUUCCUACUCAGGAGAGUGAUGAUGAGCAUCGCAUAUCUGAGCAGCUGGAUCAGUACCUUCGUGAGCCACUGAUUGAAAGACAGACCGGUCAGCCACUGGAAUGGUGGAAACAGAAUACAUCCCGCCUACACCUUCUUGCACCACUGUCAAGGAAAUUCCUCUGUCCACCCCCCUCCUCUGUUCCCAGCGAGAGAGUAUUCAGUGAGAUUGGGAAUAUUUAUGACAACAAGAGGAGCCGCUUCACAGGAGAACAUGCAGAACAGUUGUGUUUCCUGCAUAACAACCUCCCGUUCUUAAACUGGGAGUACUGAGAACUUUCAGUGAAAGAUGGGUAUAGUGAGGAAGAUUCAAGGACUG
Molecule: messenger RNA, 1957 nt
Organism: Cyprinus carpio (common carp)
Lineage: Eukaryota; Metazoa; Chordata; Actinopteri; Cypriniformes; Cyprinidae
Product: zinc finger BED domain-containing protein 4-like
Exons: 1
Coding region: 16-1911 (631 amino acids)
Molecular function (GO): DNA binding; protein dimerization activity
Source: RefSeq, a predicted model, not a curated record